CAGAGUUGCUCCAGCAGUGGUGCUCCCUCACGUACUCUCCAACACUGCGCCAUCUUCACUACACCAUUAUCAUCUCUCUCUCCAUCUUGCUGGAGGUUGUGCUCCAUCUACCCUGACGGCUGCCCUCACCGCUGCCCUCACUGCUGCCAAGGCAACAACCAUGACUAUUGCCAAGCCUGUUAUGCGGGGCCUUUUGGCUUCCCAAAUUAAGAGGAACAUUAUAAUUGCUUGUGGUCUCAGUAUUGUAGCUGCCACAUCAUGGAAACUCUUGGUUCAGGAUCCCAGGAAACGUAUCUAUGCUGAGUUUUACAAGAAUUAUGAUGCUCAGGCUGAGUUUGACCGUAUCAGGAAUCUUGGUUUGUUCACCUCCUGUAAGCCAGAUGGAGAAGUAGAAGAGUAAUAUGACUUAAGCAAAAUAGCAUCUUUUUCAAUUCCAGGUUGUGUGUAACACUGAUGGACAAUUGUGUUUACUGUACAAAUGCUGUGUAUAGAAUGUAAAUUAUACUAUGAAAACUAA
Molecule: messenger RNA, 517 nt
Organism: Cherax quadricarinatus
Lineage: Eukaryota; Metazoa; Arthropoda; Malacostraca; Decapoda; Parastacidae
Product: cytochrome c oxidase subunit 6C-1
Source: RefSeq, a predicted model, not a curated record